Ixodes scapularis (black-legged tick) is the source of this 1161-nucleotide messenger RNA. RefSeq names its product LIM/homeobox protein Lhx2. Gene Ontology annotation, molecular function: DNA-binding transcription factor activity, RNA polymerase II-specific; RNA polymerase II transcription regulatory region sequence-specific DNA binding. Gene Ontology annotation, cellular component: nucleus. The record is from RefSeq and is a predicted model, not a curated record. The transcript has 6 exons. Gene Ontology annotation, biological process: regulation of transcription by RNA polymerase II; neuron differentiation. Lineage: Eukaryota; Metazoa; Arthropoda; Arachnida; Ixodida; Ixodidae. Bases 106 to 1041 code for a protein of 311 amino acids.
GAGGAUACGGAUCUCUGCUGACUCUGGCCUGGCGCAGCGCUCGAGUAGAGGGGGUGAGCCUACGCCGCCGGGGGUGCCCGUUACCCCUCACCAGGCGAUGCUGGCAUGAUCACAAGCUCCAGCCCGGCGAAUCCUUCUGCAUCAAGGGAUCAACAACCAAAGACGUCACCCGAUGGCCACGACCAGACCCCCUCACAUGACCGGCCGUGUUCCCCGAAGCCUGGAGUCGUGGAAGACGGGUCUUUGUUGUGCUCGGGAUGCGAGAUCCCAAUCCAGGAACGCUUCUACCUACAGGCGUUGGACAGACCCUGGCACACAGGCUGCCUGCGCUGUUGCCGAUGCGGGGCUGGACUAGACACACAAGCGUCCUGCUUUGCCAGGGAGGGACGAAUCUACUGCAAGGACGACUAUCUAAGGGCCUUCGUGCGCUGCUGCGCCUGUGGCAGCGCCCUUGCUCCCCGGGACCUGGUGAUGCGAGUACGCGGAGUAUCGUUUCACGUAGCAUGCUUCCGGUGUGCCAGCUGUCACUGCCCGCUGCUCAAGGGAGACGUGUUUGGAAUGCGCGACAACAGGGUCUUCUGCAGGCUGCACUUUUUGGGCCACAGUCCGUCAGACGAACCAAAAACCAGAGGAGUGGGGACGACUGCGGAGACGGUGGCAGGGACUGUCGGCCUUGGUGCUCCUGUUCUGGUCGGCGUGUUCGUGCAUCAUGCAGAUGUCACGGGAAAAACGAAGCGGAGCAGCUACAAGCGCAUGCGGACCUCGUUCAAGCACAGCCAACUCCGCGCCAUGAAGGCCUACUUCACGGUGAACCACAACCCGGACUCCAAGGACCUCAAGCAGCUCUCUGCGCGCACCGGCCUCAGCAAGAGGGUGCUCCAGGUGUGGUUCCAGAACGCAAGGGCCAAGUGGCGGCGGAAUCUGCUGCGCCAGGCCAGCCACGGUCCGGAGGUGGCGCAGGACUCGAGCCCCCUGCAGGAUCUGGGGGCCACCAUCACCCUCGAAGAGCAGACAAUCCACUCGUACGCCAACCUGCUCUGAGCCAAGCAUACAGGCCACUUCGUUUCGCCUGUUUAGACGAUCGCUAAACAGUUGCAGCAUCGUCGUGUUAUUGGAGGUGAACGCAGCUUGCUCGAUUCUACAAAUAAAUUUUAAAAAAUG